CAGACGGAACAACAAGAGGCCUCUUGCCUCAUCCACUGCCGGACUGAAUUGACGCUGUGGGCCGAGGCAGCGUCGACCGUGUCCCCUCCCUCUGUGGCCAGACGACGACGAGCUCAGGUGACAGGUCGCCGUGCAGACUCGGAGCAUCUGGGAGGCAUCGCGCUGAUGUGGGUGGGGUCGCUUUGAUGCGCAACCAGACAGCAAUGUGCUCUGCACAAAGUGCAUUCGAACUUGAGUAAGAACCCAGCAGGCUGCAGGAGGAGGGAGUGGGAGGCGAGUGGGCUCUGUUUCUCAGUCUGAAGCAGGAGAUCGGCGAGAUACCCUCAGCAGAGCAUUACAUAAAGCCGCGAGGGGGAACAACCCGGACUGCACAGAAACCGAGAGUGCGCGGGGCAGAACGGGUCCGAGCACUUGCAGGUCUCCGAGACGUGAGUAGGUCGGUUUAUUCGCGCGUUUAUCCCCAGAUUCUGAGCGUUUCCGUGCGUCGCCCAUCACCAUGGCAUGGCCGUGCAUCACCCGUGCCUGCUGCAUCAACCGCUUCUGGACCGAGCUGGACAAAGGGGACAUCGCGGUGCCUCUGGUUUUCACCAAAUACGCGGAUGUGGCCGACGUGCAGCAUCUGCAUCACCCGCAGCCGAAGCAGAGGGCCGGUGCCAUUGCCAUAGAAACCCAGCCCCAUCACGGCGAGCAGGAGGCUGCGAAGGCACCGCCCGCGACGGGCGCCGCAGCGGGCAAAGAUGGCUCUGCCGCGUCCGUCAUGCGCCAAGACUUCAAGGCGUGGAGCGUGCGCCCCGAGCCCAGCUGCAAACCCCGGAACGAGUACCAGCCCUCGGCGACCCCGUUCAUCACCAAGACGCAGUAUCAGAAGGACUACAAACCCUGGCCUAUCGCGAAGAAACACGACCACCCGUGGAUCCCCAAGCCCAGCCCCUCCUCCUCCGCCGCCGAGCGCAGCGCAGGGGCCGGGCAGCAGGAGCCUGCGGCCCCCGAGGCCCCCGAGGCCGAGAGCGGCGUGGAGAAGUGCGAGAUCGAGGAGAAGACGCAGGUGAAGGAGUCGAAGGAGGCGCCGAAGAGAAGCGUGAAGAGGGAGAAGUCCGCAGAGAGGAAGCCGGCGGAGAAGUCGGAGGCGCAGAUGCCCGCGGACGCGAGCGCGGAGCAGCGGAAAGGCAGAGAGGCCGCGGACGCUCUCAACAGACAGAUCAAGCAGGUGAUGUCGACUUCCAGCAGCUACAGGACCGAGUUCAAGGCCUAUAAGGACGUGAAACUGGUGAAGCCCAUCAAAGCUCCAGUUCAGUAUAAACCCCCCGUGGAGGAGACCAGCCUGGAGACCAGCUACAGUGCCACGUACAAGGGGGAGCAGGUGAAGGCUCAGCCCGCGGACAACAAGCUGGUGGAGCGCAGGAGGAUACGCAGCCUGUACAGCGAGCCCAGCAAGGAGCCCGCCAAGGGGGAUAAACCAGUGUCUCGCACCAAACCAAAAAAGACGCCAACAACAACAACAGGAAAGAUGGUGAAAAAAGCAAAAGAGAAGCAGAUUGCUAGUUCCCUGUCAGCCAAGAAGAAACCUUCUCUGGCCGCUCCAGAACCCAAACCAGAGGGAGUCGUCACAAAGAAGAGCAAAGAGAUCAGCAACAGACUGGCGGAAGCAAAGCAGUAAAAGUUUCACCUCUACACCUUCAUGUGCUUCAACAAAGGUCACAGGAAGAAUUAGGCAAAUCUCUUCCCUUUGGUUUAGUUCCUGGCCUGUUGUUUUUGCUGUCCUGUCACAUAUUGUUCAACCUUGAAUUGAAUGGGCACCGAUGAUGAGCUUUUAGAAUAAUGCAAAUAAUGUCAUUGUAAUGUGUGUGUGUGUGUGUGUAUGUGUGUGUGUGUCAGAGAGGGAGAGAGAGAGAGAGAAUAUGUGAUUGCGUGUUUUGGUGCACAGAAACCGCUUUAUAUUAAUUGAGCACAUAAUUUGCACAUUAUUUAUAUGAGUUCUGUUUGACGUCAAACUAUAAAAAAAGAGCCUUCUGUACACAUGUUAUAUGUGUAUGAAAGGGCAUUUUUACCUUUGUCUGAAUGGAUGACGAUUUGAGAUCAACACUAAAAUGAUUGUAGAAAUUUGUCAAGGGGAAGCUUAUUCUCUGAGACUGUAUCUCACGGGAGGUUUUGUUAAAAUACAAAAUCUGUUUUACGGUUGCAUUCCUAGUUACAGUGCCUCCGCUCUAAGGUCCUGGUUUUCAUUUCAUUGUUCUGGAUGAUAUCUGGUUUCAUCAGUUUGGUUGCUAAGAAACCAAAAUGACCUGUAAUAUAAUUGCUGAAGCUUUGCAUGCAAGACCCCCAUUUUUGGUUGAGAAGCAACAUUUUAGCAGACUAUACUGUAUGUCACAGUCACAUUUUAACUUGUAAAUCUAGCCAUCAAAGAUACAUGUUUAGGGGCGAGACCUUUUCCAAUAUAAUGCAUGUGUAGUAAUAGACUGAUCACACCAAAAGGUACAUACAGUAAAAAAAAAUCAUAGUCUAGUGGCUGUUAAAGCUAUGAAAUAAACACACCAGCAAUAUGGUUUCACCCACAAACACAUUUCUUGCAAUUUAAAUGGAGACCCACUCCUUUAAUCUAAGAGGAACACUGCAGUCCUUACAAUGACUCAGUAUUUUGUGGCAUUGUACUCCAUCCUCUCCUCUGAGCUGCGAUGCUGUAAUUGUGUUAAAAUAAGAAACUAAAGAUGCACAAAGGCUUGAAAAGCUUAUCGUCUUAACUCAGUGGCUUUCACUCUGAAUUGGCCGACCUCUCCAGGUGUUGAAAGACAAGUAAUGGGCCAGAACUUGAAGUUCAGCUCCUACAAAAUGCUGCUGCCUGAAUAUGCGCAAAAAUCCCAUCUGUUCAUCAGGACGUGUUUUCACUAAAACGCCAUCACACCCUGUCCCUCUCUGGUCGUAAACGUAUAACGUCAGUCGUCUGCCAUGAGAUCCUUUAGCAGCCUGAGGUGUGUGAGGGCCCAGCUGAGCCGCUAUCCACCGUGAGCCUGCCUCUGGUUUAAGCGUGUGUGUGUGUGUGUGUGUGCGUGAGAUGUUUUGUGUGAACACUACAGCCUGCUGCCUGCUAACAUCAAGUCUGACCCCCACCACAAGAAGUGCUGCUGUGCACUCCAACACCCUGGUGCUAUAUCUCUCAUCGUAUAUAUGCUGUCUGGUUCGGACCGCGCGUGGCGUCAGACCAGAGUGAAAUGAUGAAAUGACAAUGUCAUACUGCUGCACACAUUUUGUGACGUUGUGCUCAUGUGCUCAGCUUGUUCUGAACCAACUCCAAUUAAAAUGAUGAAACAGAA
Molecule: messenger RNA, 3308 nt
Organism: Scophthalmus maximus (turbot)
Lineage: Eukaryota; Metazoa; Chordata; Actinopteri; Pleuronectiformes; Scophthalmidae
Gene: map6b
Product: microtubule-associated protein 6b
Exons: 3
Coding region: 497-1657 (386 amino acids)
Biological process (GO): microtubule cytoskeleton organization; regulation of microtubule cytoskeleton organization; cytoskeleton-dependent intracellular transport
Cellular component (GO): microtubule; cis-Golgi network; Golgi-associated vesicle
Molecular function (GO): microtubule binding; calmodulin binding
Source: RefSeq, a predicted model, not a curated record